GUGUGUACACACACUAUGAGAAAGCAGGAGGAGAGAGAACGGCACACACAUAAAAACAAUCUGUUUUCGGUCCGUGCCAGGAGCUACCUACAUCAUCCUCGAUCAAUGCAACGCUGAUAUUUCAAAGUUUCCUGUCCGUACUUGGGCUCGUAGAGAAGCCAGGCAUUGCCCAGGUACCUUAAGCUAGAUCAGAAACCAUUUUACUGCUGGGAUCGCACUGCCGGCUCGACGGUGUGGAGAGAAGGACGGCGUGUUGGGGACAGUGAUGUGGCACCCCGUGCAGCCAAUAGCCUACCCAAGGCUCACUAUACGCCGAGCCUUUAUUUUCGGCUAACCUGGGGGCAGCACAGGGCUUAUCUGCCUUCCCCGAUCGGUCCUCAUCUCGACCGCUUAAGCGGAGCUCCGCAAGGGUCGGGAGGGCAUCCUGCGUCGCUCCCAAAGUUUGAGGACGGCUCCAGCCUGAUCGGGCAGGCUCAGGCCGGUGGCUGCAGGCAUGACACAGGCAUCCGAACGGACUCGUCUCUGAACUUCUGGCUGGGAAUUACUAAAAUGCUGAAUAAUGGAAACGACCACUGCACUGGUCUCCCUAUGGAAGCAGCUGUUUAUAUGUGGCAUUGAGACCCCAUGGAGAAGUUGAGGAGGGGGAUGGCUCUUCAUAUCCAUGAAGCCUGGAUACUGCUGUUUCUGAUCCCUGGUUUGGUCACUCCAGCUGCCAUCAACCAUGAAGACUACCCUGCCGAUGAGGGGGACCAGACCUCGAGUAAUGACAAUCUGAUCUUUGAUGACUACCGAGGGAAGGGCUGCGUGGAUGACAGUGGCUUUGUGUACAAACUGGGAGAACGUUUUUUCCCGGGACAUUCCAACUGUCCCUGUGUCUGUACUGAGGACGGACCUGUUUGCGAUCAACCGGAAUGCCCGAAAAUCCACCCAAAGUGUACAAAAGUGGAACACAACGGAUGCUGUCCGGAAUGCAAAGAAGUGAAAAACUUUUGUGAAUAUCAUGGGAAAAAUUACAAAAUCUUGGAGGAAUUUAAGCCCUCGCCAUGCGAAUGGUGUCGCUGUGAGCCCAGCAAUGAAGUUCACUGUGUUGUAGCAGACUGCGCAGUUCCUGAAUGUGUCAACCCAGUCUAUGAACCAGAACAGUGUUGUCCUGUCUGCAAAAAUGGUCCCAACUGCUUCGCAGGCACCACCAUCAUCCCCGCCGGCAUCGAAGUGAAGGUGGACGACUGCAACAUCUGCCACUGCCACAACGGGGACUGGUGGAAGCCGGCGCAGUGCUCCAAGCGCGAGUGCCAGGGCAAGCAGGCCCUGUAGCGGCCGGCCACCGCGGGGACCGGCGGCGAUGGGGUCACCAGCAAAACCUUCGCGGGGCCACGCAAGCAGAGGGGGUUUGGGGGGGUUUUUUGGUUUUUUUUUUAUUAAGGGGAAAAGCCCCCUCUCUUUCGCGCUCACGCUCUUUUCUCUCGCUUCACCUAAUAUAUAUACGGUCUCUCGAUAUCUACUCUGCUUUUGUAAUUAUCAGUGCUUGAUAGGGAUUCGGUGAUCACAUUUUUUGGAGCUGGGGGGGGAAAAGACAGAUAUAAAAAAAAAGAAAAACCUGCGCAAGCUCUUUCGCUGGUGACGCCUCCGAGACGCCGAUGACUUCACUGGUCUCGCUUCCGGCAACGUGGACUGCAUUUUGCAGGUUUUAUUUAUUUCAUCCUUUCGCUGUUGUGAUUUUUUUUUUUUUUAAGCCUCUUUCUCAGCUGGGAUCGUCGGGGCAAUACAGGUAUGAGGGAAGGAAUUAAUUAUUUUUUAUAGUGUCUAUUGAGGCUAAAAAAUAAGGGGGGGCCACUAAGGACAAGGGGCCGUAUAAAUUAGAAGGGGAGAAGGGACUACAAAUCGCAGCUGGAAGGUAACCUGCAGAAGGACUGAGCGAGACGCACAGGUAUUCGAGCGGACAGCCGAGGAGCAAGCUCUAUCUGUGUUACACUUUCCCCACUGCGUGGGGACAAUAAAGUCGAAGCCACCUGCCCCCACCGUGACUCUGCUGAGAGCGAGGGCCAACGCUGGGCCGUGCGGGCAGGCGGGUGCAGCAACCAGCACCGUGCAAAGUAAAAGUAUUUGAAAGACCCCCCCAAGAGAACAACUUCUUACCUUAAAAAGUGCGGCGUUUCUCCCUCGGCGUUCUCUUUAUUUUGAGCCAAUUACAAUCUCGACCAUUUAGUGGGCUCAGCUCAUACGGGAAGUAAUUUUGCCGGCUUAUGUUGCGAAUUAGUUGGUCUCACUGCGUGGCAGCUCCUGGGUGCAAGUGGUGGAGUCGAGGUAAGUAGGGCCCAUCUGAGCCACGUCUCCUCUGCCUCCGGAGUGUCCGUGUUUUUGCCCAAAUUAUCCUGUGUUUGCUUCACGAGCCACGGUGCCAAACCUGGCCUUGCUGAAGCCAACGGCAACGUUUCCAUUGACUUCAGUGACAGCAGGACUUGGCCACCGCACGUUAAAAGCAAAAAUCACCCCCAUCUCUGCCCGCAGCCCUUAGGGAGGUUUCCGUGCCACCUCCGGUGCGUGGCAAUCUCGUCGUGAAAGCAAACGUCACGCCGCCGUGCCACCGCACCCGGCAGGACGUGGCUUCGCCCGCGUGCCAGGAGAUGAGUAGCACCCUGGGGUGCUGCAGGACUGCCCCACCGCACGCGGGCAGGCACUCCCAGCGCAUCGCAGGGGAGGUUGCUGGCCCUCCAAAAACACGUCGGCCCCACUAAACCAGCCUGGCCGGCCUUCCCUAAACGUGCCCAAAAACCAUUCCCAGAGGGCCAAAUUACGAAGUUUGCAUUCGCCCUGGCAUCCUCUGAGCACUGCCAUGCCAAAGGCAGCAAGACCAUGUAGUGUGUAAGGGGCAAACUGCUCCGCGGCAGCCACCCGUGUGCAACACGGAGGCCUCCCUGGAGCAGCCAGAGGGGCCGCCUGGGCCCUCCGCGUGUCCCAUGAGCAUCCCUAUUCCUGGGAAUAAACAAAUAAAAACAUGCAGGGCCCGAGCUGUUUCACGGCGGCGGAGAUGCAGCAGCGCAGAUCAGCUCCAAACAGCCGUGGCGGCGCGGGAAGGGUCUCUGCGGAAGAGAGCGACGGCCCUGCUGGAAGGCGAGGUCCUCGCCGUGCUGGCGAGCGCCGCUUUGCCGUUCCCGGUCGCUCCGCGAGUGGUUUCCCGCGCGGCUUCUCAGCACUGAUGCCUCCCGGUCGCUCGGCCGCGGCUUCGAACCGAUACUGUGAGAGAAAAGCCUGCGCCUUGCUCUGUCCAGGUGACCGCAGGAGUCCUUCAAAUCAUCACUCACGGUUUCUUUACUGCUUUUUCGCUAUUCUCAUUAGGGUGACAGGGAUUAUUUUGUUCAGCCCUCGGUCCGACACUCAACGGCGGCGACAGCAAAUUCUCCUAGCAGCAUCCUGCACUGAAGUAAUCAGCGCAGUCGCCAAAGCGGGCUCAGUUUAUGCACACUGUUGCCUUCGUAGUCUUAUUUCUCCCCCAUUUUUUGUUUUCCCGGAGGCCCAGAUUCUUCACGGCGGUAGGAUAACCGAUAAGAUUGGUUUACUUCUGCCGAGAAUUUGCCUCCUGCAGUUUUAACAGAUACCAUUCAAUAAGUCAUCGUCAUACUGAUUUGCAAGCUGUUGCCUGUCAAUGACUAUCCGGUUUCAAAAUCUUUAAACAAUAGCGUGCCUGAAACUAGUGAGAAAACAAACUAUACUGUAAAAAAAAGGGGUUCUAGAAACAAUAUUUGAUGUGUAAAAGAAUAUAUUAUUAAAAAAUUAUUUUGUUAAAUAUAAAGUAUGCGAACCAGCAAAACGCAAAAUUA
This is a messenger RNA of Dromaius novaehollandiae (emu), 3818 nucleotides long. RefSeq names its product von Willebrand factor C domain containing 2 like (gene VWC2L). Gene Ontology annotation, biological process: negative regulation of BMP signaling pathway. Gene Ontology annotation, cellular component: AMPA glutamate receptor complex. The record is from RefSeq and is a predicted model, not a curated record. NCBI's taxonomy places the organism in Eukaryota, Metazoa, Chordata, Aves, Casuariiformes, Dromaiidae. Bases 625 to 1314 code for a protein of 229 amino acids. Gene Ontology annotation, molecular function: protein binding. The transcript is spliced from 4 exons.